AUGGCCGAGGUCCCCGAGAAGCCAGUGACAAAUCAUACUUCACAUAAUCUAUCAACAGAGAGCAGAUUUGGAGAACCAGUUUACUUCUCGUCAGCUAACAACCGGAUCGGGAAUGAGCAAUCAGAAGAGAGUCCGGAAGUGUCUUUGGAAACAUACACAAAGCGACUCUUAUAUUUUGAUUUCAGUUCCUGGGAAAUGAGUGAGGUAGUAUCUGAAGUGGGACCAACAAGGAAGUACUGGACUCUAGAAGACCUGAAGGAUUUACUGGAGGAGCGAAUAAAAUCAUGGCACUUGAACAGCCAAGAACAACCAAAUUGCAAGCAUUCUCGGUCUAUCAAGUCGAAUACAAUCACACUGCAGCAGGCUAGCAAGGUGGAAACUCAAAGCCGAAAUGACCGGAUAGAAGUAAUUCAGACCGUCGAGCCCAGUUAUGAGGACAUGGCAUUUACUGCCCCAGAAAUCUUUCACAAAAUCGACAAAGAUGGGAGUGAGAAACUUGAACAGGAGUGUCCAUGUUGGAGCCCUAGAGGCGACGAAGAAUGCCAUGACUUCAUGGAUUUUGACCAAGAAUUGACCGCUUCUGCCAAUUUUGCAGAGCUAAUUAACCAUGAGCAUCCCGCAAUCUACGCUGGAGAUAGUUGUCAGAAUUAUGACACUGAAAUGGACUGGAAAUACGACGAGCCAUUGGUCUUGAACACAACAGAAAAUGAUCUAAUAGUGGAUAAAGACGAGGAUCUUGACCUUCAUGCUCUAGACGCAGCAUAUGACAUGAUAGUCGACUCGGAUAAGGGCUCUAUAGAUGAAGCCCCCGAUGACGGAAGAAUAGGAUUAACGGAGGACGCCCUGAUGCGUGAAAAUGAGGCUGUCGACCUAAUACAGCAAGGCCAUCAGCCUUGGGGCAUUUCGGACAAGGGAUGCUCGCUCUUCCCAACAUUCUUCUCGGGAGCCGCGCAAUACAAAUCCGCGCAGCCCAAUUUCGGUCGUCAAGAAUCUAAUGAGGAAACAUGCGCUCGCGGGAAUGGUCAACAACCCUGUACACGAAAUCCACAGGAAAUGGAAUACUACACAAGGCAGUUUCCAGCAUGGCGGCAGGGACGCUCUGGCCAGCAGACUGCAGAUGUACUAGGGCCAGAAGAGGAGUUCCUCCACGGGUUAAAAGGGUUUUGGCGACAAAAUAAGUUGUACUAG
Messenger RNA from Aspergillus steynii IBT 23096, 1188 nucleotides. RefSeq lists its product as uncharacterized. The record is from RefSeq and is a predicted model, not a curated record. NCBI's taxonomy places the organism in Eukaryota, Fungi, Ascomycota, Eurotiomycetes, Eurotiales, Aspergillaceae. The transcript has a single exon. Bases 1 to 1188 code for a protein of 395 amino acids.